GCUCAGACCACAACUUCCCCUCAUAGCUGUGAGGUGUGCAAUACCCGAGCCCUCACCAGAGCGCAGAGACGAGAGGAAAAACAUCAACAAGCUUCUGCCGCGAAGGAGCCCAGCCGUCCGAGUUAAACCUGUAGCACCAUGGGAGCGUGGGGCGGGAGUCAGCUGCUGGUAGCGGUACCUCUCUGGAUGUGUUUUGGCAGAGCUGCUGCUAUCACAGAACCAGAGAUCUGUUAUAUCCUGGAUGGCAUUCUCUUCCUGUACGGCAUCAUCCUGACUGCGCUCUACUGCAGAGUCAAGAUCUACAAUGCCAGAGAGGCCAAGGCAGGCAAAGGAAAGUCAAAGCAGGCUGUCGAAGAGGGCAUAUAUACGGGUCUGACUCCUCAUGCACAAGACACAUACGAAACCAUC
Cyprinodon variegatus (sheepshead minnow) is the source of this 408-nucleotide messenger RNA. RefSeq names its product high affinity immunoglobulin epsilon receptor subunit gamma-like (gene fcer1g). Gene Ontology annotation, molecular function: IgE receptor activity. Gene Ontology annotation, biological process: cell surface receptor signaling pathway. Gene Ontology annotation, cellular component: Fc-epsilon receptor I complex. The record is from RefSeq and is a predicted model, not a curated record. The transcript is spliced from 5 exons. Lineage: Eukaryota; Metazoa; Chordata; Actinopteri; Cyprinodontiformes; Cyprinodontidae. The annotation marks the transcript as partial.